Messenger RNA from Colletotrichum karsti, 1179 nucleotides. RefSeq lists its product as uncharacterized. Bases 1 to 1179 code for a protein of 392 amino acids. NCBI's taxonomy places the organism in Eukaryota, Fungi, Ascomycota, Sordariomycetes, Glomerellales, Glomerellaceae. The transcript has 3 exons. The record is from RefSeq and is a predicted model, not a curated record.
AUGUCGGAAGGCGACGCUGCGGUCGCAGAGGCCUUCGCGGCCGGCCGAAUACCAGCGGAGAUCACCGUCAAGUACCUGGACGAGGAUCGGGAUACGCCGUCACUGAUUGCCUCGAUAUUCAUGUUCGUCCUCACGCUGGUGGUCGUGAACGGUCGCGCAUUUUCGCGAUUCUUCUUGAGGAAAAGUUUCGGGGUCGAUGAUGCAUUAGCAGUGCUGGGAAUGGCUAUGUUCAUUGCCUUCGUACCAUUUUGCAUCAUUCUUAUCAACAUUGGAUCGGGUCGACACUUCGAGUACAUCCAGUAUGUCAUGACGCAGGAUAUUCUGGAACAAACCGAGAUCCUCGAUUUCAGCGCACAUCUCGUAUAUUCAACAGCGCUACUCUUCUGCCGCUACUCUGGAUUGGCAUUCUACUAUCGAGUCUGUGGUAUUCACACAGGAUUUCUCCGCUCCAUCAAGGGUCUCGCGGGGUUCCUCUUUCUGGGAUGGCUGGCACAGAUGUUGCUCAUCGUGUUCCAUUGUCUCCCAGUGACGGCCAUCUGGCCUUACGAGUGGCAAACACAGUUUAAUCAGUACAAGUGUUUGCCGUGGGGCUUCGUCUACGGCAUCAACUCAGCCGUCUCACUACUUUGCGACUUCGUCUUGUUCGGCAUUCCGAUUGCGAUGCUGCGGAUGUUGGAGAUGACACGGAAACGGAAGAUACAACUCGCCUGUAUCCUACUUCCAGGCACGCUUGUUGUGGCAAUCUCCGUCGUUCGUCUUAUUCUUGUCAUCAACGGGCAGUGGCAACCAGACCAGUCGUGGAUUUACAGCCCUCUCCUCGCUAUUGAAAUCGCGGAGGUCGGGGCAACGCUCAUCGCACUAUCGAUACCAGGCAUCAGACCACUGGUUGACGAGAUCUAUAACAAGGUCAUCAUCUGGACAAGCAGGCACUUCCCGUGUCUCUUCAGGAGACGAAACAAAGACAUUCACCCCGAGCUUUGGGGCAGCGAAGCUUCAACAUGGCGCAACGAUCCGACACCGAGACAGGCCGACUUCAAGAUGAAGGACAUUGAGGAGGUCCUGGGAUUGGAACUGGAGGCCAUCGAAAAGUACGAAUCGAAAACUAAGCGCACGAGCAAGCUCAAGCCGUCGAGGACUAGUAAGGUAUCUAUGAUGGGGAUGGGCGAGAAUCGCAUAUGA